Molecule: messenger RNA, 1939 nt
Organism: Carassius auratus (goldfish)
Lineage: Eukaryota; Metazoa; Chordata; Actinopteri; Cypriniformes; Cyprinidae
Exons: 8
Coding region: 332-1579 (415 amino acids)
Source: RefSeq, a predicted model, not a curated record
ACAAUGUCAACAUGGCGGAUGUAGUACGUCCGAAUUUCAUUCAUACUACCAGAGACCGUCCUGAAAGGACUUUGAUACUACCCACAUUCAUACUAUAUAGAACGUACUUUUCUAACGGUGGAGUAGUACGUUCAAAUUCAAAUGUAAUACCCAGUACGCAGUAUGCGGUUUCGGACGCAGCCCAUGUGUCGCCUUAGGGAGGCUCCCAGUUUACGCGUUUACGUCACCGCGCUGCAGUGCUUUCACUUUCACUCGAGGAAGUUCGUCUGGUUUAAUGAAAAGCAACCUGUGACUUUACAAAAGUCUGCUUUUUUUCGAAAACCUGGUGGAAAUGAAGCUUGUCUUUAUUUCGCUUUUUGUAUUGUUCUGGUGUUUACUCGACCAUGGUGCAUGUGGUGUUGAUACAGACAGAGUGUCAGUGUCAGUGAUGGAGGGAGAACCAGUCACUCUACACACUGAUGUUACAACAAACCAACAAGAGAAGAUUAGAUGGUAUUUUAACGGUGUUCAAAUAGCUCAAAUCACUGGAGAUCUCCAUUUUAUCUGUACAGAUGUUCAGUGUAAUGAAGGUACUGAGAGAUUCAGAGACAGACUGAAGCUGGAUCAUCAUACUGGAUCUCUGACCAUCAUGAACACCAGAACUACAGACUCUGGAGAUUAUCAACUGAAGGUCAUCCACAGCAGCGGCAUUAGUGAAAAGAUCUUCAAUGUUACCAUCUAUAGUUUUUUCGCUGAUGGUGAAGAUGGAGUGUUAGUGUUUUUGACGGAGGGAGAUUCAGUCACUUUUCAAACUAGAGUUAUAGCAAACCAACAAGACAGAAUUAGAUGGUAUUUUAAUAGCAAUCGCAUCGCUGAAAUCAGUGGAGAUCUCAGUAAGAUCUGUACAGAUGUUCAGUGUAAAGAGAGAUUCAGAGACAGACUGAAGCUGGAUCAUCAGACUGGAUCUCUGACCAUCAUGAACAUCAGAACCACAGACUCUGGACUUUAUCACCUCAAGACUAGCAUAAACAGUGAGAGGGACAAGACCUUCAUUUUUGCCAUACGUGGUGUUUCUGCCGCUGAACAAAAUGAAACAAACUCAGUGAUGGAGGGAGAAUCUGUCACUUUACAUCCUGGUAAAAUAGAAAACCCAAAUGAUUGUAAGAUGUGGUAUUUUAAAGACAUUUUUAUCGUUCAGAUCAGUGGAGAUCAGAGUAAGAUCUGUACAGAUGAUGAGUGUAAAGAGAGAUUCAGAGACAGACUGAAGCUGGAUCAUCAGACUGGAUCUCUGACCAUCACGAACACCAGAACUACAGACUCUGGAGAUUAUACACUACAGAUCACCAGCAGCAGCAGUUUUAGUAUCACCAGAGUGAAAAGAUUAAGUGUUAAUGUCAUUGCUGUUCCAGAUCCAGGUCAGUCUUCAGCUGCUGUAGCAGGAAUAGUUAUUGUUGUUCUGCUGGUGGUUGCUCUUGUAGCUGCUGCUGGUGUGAUUUACUGUCGCCGCAGGAGACAAACAGCUGUAACACAGAAUGACGUAGAUGCUAAUAACUCGCAGCUCAAAGAAUCCAAAAGAUUGAGUGGCACUGAACAUCAAUGAAUCAGACUCAGGCCGAGGCUGCCAAUAAAACAAAGUAACAUAAUUUAUCAUUUUGAUACAUUCACUGAAAGGGACACUAAAGAGAAUUAAGAAAUUAAUUAAACAUAGCAACAUGUUAUGGAUCAGCAAGGACUAUUUAUUAGAGGUGUAUUAAAGUGAUCCAGACAGGAACAGAGAGACACUUCAGAUCAACAGCGGAAGAUUCAGCAUCAUUAGGAGCUUCAGUGUUACUGUCACCGCUUCAGGUCUGUCGUCAACUGCUGCAGGAGGAAUACAUGCUGCUAUUGCUGUUGGUGUUCUUCUGCUGGUGGCUGCAGUUAUUCUUGGGAUUUACCAUUGGCAUAGAUCAAGACAAAAUGG